AUGGCCAGUAACAAUCCAUUCAUAGUUGUGGAGCUUUAUCCGAAUUGUCGUAUGAGAAAUGGCGACAACGGGGUAACAUUUAAAUGUCAGGAUCCGAUAUUAUUUUGCACUCAGCGUGUGGAGACGUUGUCGGUUUUGAAGAGUUUGAUAUUGAGCAAGCUUGAGGGGACACAAGAGAAGGAAAUCGAAAGGGUGGCGUAUAGGUUGCUGGCACCCAUGGGAAAUGGAGUCUUCCGGUUUCUGCUAUUUCGACUUCACGGGGACGAGCAUGUGCGACUGAUGUUCGACAUUCACGGGAGGAUCAUGUGUGAACAGGAUGACCAUUCUCUCGCACCACCGCCCAUUCAUGUCGCCAUUCCAGAGAAUGAGGCAGAGGAGGGUGAGGAGAAGUCGGACGAGGACUACGUGGCAGACAGUGUAGACAGUGAGUCUUUCGAUGGCGGCGAUGAGGAUGAGUUUGUGCCGAAGACACCUGCAGGGGAUGUGCCGCGCCAUAUGCUGCCUCCACCUCACCCGAUUCCGGCACUAUCAGCUGUACCAAGUCACUAUCACAGUCUAGAUUUGGACGCCAUGCAUGAGAGGAUCCCGAUUUUGGACACCUGUGGAAUGGAUUACAAUCUGGACGGCAGUGUGGAGUUUCGGGUCGGACACAGGUUCAGAAGCCGAGAGGAGGUGCUUCAAGGUGUGAAGAACUACAGUAUUCGCAGGAGUGUUGAGUACCGGGUGAUUGAGUCUAACUGGUUAAAGUACCAUGUGCAGUGUCGUCAAGCCGACAGUGGGUGUCAAUGGAGCCUCCAUGUGGCCCUUAGUCAGAAUCUCGGAUACUGGUAA
Messenger RNA from Arachis stenosperma, 831 nucleotides. RefSeq lists its product as uncharacterized. The coding region runs from base 1 to 831 and encodes 276 amino acids. Lineage: Eukaryota; Viridiplantae; Streptophyta; Magnoliopsida; Fabales; Fabaceae. The transcript is spliced from 2 exons. The record is from RefSeq and is a predicted model, not a curated record.